AUGGCCUCUGCUCAAUCCCUUUGCACAAGUACAUGGAGGGCUGGGCUGGACUGUGUCCCGGCCCUUCAAGAGAAGAGUGUCGUCAGGAAGAGAGUCGCGACAGGCUCUGUGUUCAACGUGCUGUAUGAGCAGUGCCAUCUCUUCUCUGGUGGGAACCUGCCUGGACCCAGGGCAGGAUUUCUGGGAACCCUUGCACUUUCCCUGCUUCAGGAUGAAGCUGACCUCUCUGCAUCUCAGCUUGCCUGGCUUGGAGCUGGGGACCACGCCUACUUUCUCCAGGGCCAGCUGGAGCAUCCAAGGCCCAUUGAGGCAGAGCUGGAAGUAUCAUCUCCAGAGCUCCCUCCAGCUCCAGAGCCAGAGCAAAGGCCAGCUCCAUGGCUAGAUCCAGCUCCAGCUCUUGUUCCACCACCUAUGCUAGAGCUGGAGCCAGUGUCACCUCCAUCAGUCCCUCCAGGGCCAGAGCCGCCACCAACAUCAGCUCCAGCCCCAGUGCCAGCUCCUGAGCUGGAGCCAGCUGGACCAUUGGCUCCAGGGAGAAUCCUCACUCCACCUGGAGAGAUAACAGCAGAGCCAGAUCCAGUCCCAGAGCCCACCUGCUGCUGGGAUGUGACCAGCAAGAACCUGCUGAGGGAGGAGAAGCCAGACAUCUUGGAGUUCCUUCCCAGGCUGGUGGCAGAGCAGUUGACACUGAUUGAUGUGGUGAACAGCGAAGCGCUCACGGCAGGUGGGGUUGGCCUUCCCUGUGCCAUGAGCUUCCCCACACCUGCCAUUUCUUGAUCCAGAAUCCCAUGAUCUCGGUCCAGCUUCCCUGCUUACCCUCAUGUGACCUGAGCAGCUUUCUUAAGUCCCAAGCCUUUGCUGUCCUCAUGUGGAGAGUAGAGCUGUACACUGAGAGCAGCUGCCAUGCAGAGUGGCUGUGCAGAUGGACGAGGUGGAGC
This is a messenger RNA of Diceros bicornis minor, 938 nucleotides long. Its product is annotated as ral guanine nucleotide dissociation stimulator-like. The record is from RefSeq and is a predicted model, not a curated record. The transcript is spliced from 3 exons. NCBI's taxonomy places the organism in Eukaryota, Metazoa, Chordata, Mammalia, Perissodactyla, Rhinocerotidae. Bases 1 to 777 code for a protein of 258 amino acids.